AACAAGUGUCUGAAGGAAUUUUAAUAGAUACCAAAGGCCACUCUGCCAGGUACUAGAAGGACACUUCCUUCUGAUAAAUAUCGUACAUAUACUUACUCCUAACAUGACCGCCCUUCUCAUAGUCUCCAAUCGACCAUUAGAUUGUGGAUUUAUCGUUGAGGACUCACUUGUACAAAACACAAACGUGUUCAUCAGCCUGCGCAUACCGGCGGUCAUGGUCCGGAGGCUGUCCAACCCAGCUGCCCUAAACGCGCCCUUCUUCCAUCCAGUAACGAUAUUCCAGCGACCGCCCUUGGUCAUAUGGGCAAGAGUUGACGGUUAUUUUUGUAAGAAAGGGAGGUUCGAAGGAGAUGGAGGCUGUGAGAGCAAAGCCGGGUGCUCGGUCACCGUUGCCAUGGCUGGGAUAGGCUAUAGGCUACCCACAAUCGAAGGUUCCGUCACCGGCUAUUACGCUGCGCAUUGGAUACAGUUGUUGAUCGAGCCUUCGUACGUGUCAUGGCCACCGCGACAUGUGCCCAACCGUCGACAUCUCAAAUGCAUUCAGCAUAAUCUGCUUUCCCCCCGCAAUGAUGGGAAACGCUCCGUGCGCCUUCUGCUCAGCCAUAGUUGGUUCCGCUUCUGUGGCUCUAGCAACAAGGGAGGAGCUGAGGCAGACGUGCUCGUAGACCAGUUCGACAUGACUCGAGCCAUCGACACCACCCGCGGCGAAACAGGAGGAUGUCUGCGGUAUGUCCUUGACAUGGUUGGACGCACAUCUUCUGGGUUGACGGGGGAGCCGAAGAACCGACACUCGCGUAUUCACUACUAUGGUAUUCUCAUCAAGUUCCUUCAUAUCUGUGAGCCUGUUGCGGAGCAACUUAUGCGAUCGCUGGAGCGUUUGCUUGAGAGUGAGGCGUUAAUACCACCGGGCUUGAUCGUGCGAAAGGCACGCCUGGCGGGGGUGGAUGAUGCGCCGAAGAUGCUAAGGGAUGGGUCGGCUUCGAAUAGGAGAAUUGUCAUUGAUUCAGAUAGUUCCGGCGCCUUGCAGACAUGA
Aspergillus nidulans FGSC A4 is the source of this 1033-nucleotide messenger RNA. RefSeq lists its product as uncharacterized. The transcript is spliced from 6 exons. The coding region runs from base 104 to 1033 and encodes 309 amino acids. The record is from RefSeq and is a predicted model, not a curated record. NCBI's taxonomy places the organism in Eukaryota, Fungi, Ascomycota, Eurotiomycetes, Eurotiales, Aspergillaceae. Gene Ontology annotation, biological process: secondary metabolic process. Gene Ontology annotation, molecular function: oxidoreductase activity, acting on NAD(P)H.